UUCUACUACUACGCGAAUCAAUGACGUACUAAUCAUUUAUCGUAAUACAAAUGUGACACUUCAAGUGUAGAAGAAGGUGCCUUCUUUCGUAAACCCAUACAUUUGAAAAGACAAAACAAAGUAAUUUAUAACAUAUAUUAUGGGUUUAAUGCGGUUCACCAUUAAAGCUAGUUUAGUUGGUGGUAUUAUUUAUUAUUCUGUACAAGAAGGUAUUUGGUCAAAACAUGAUGAUAGUCUUAAAGUUUAUGAUAAAAUACAUCAAAAUUUAGAUCCAUAUUUGAAGGAUAAUAUACCUAAAGAAAUAACCAAAGAGAUUUCAUCAAUACCAAAUGUCACAGAUUUUAGACAUUGGUUAGCAACAAAAUGGAAUGCAGGAGUUAUAACGAGUAUUAAAUUUGUUGCUGAUAGUCCUUCGCAUAUUGCAAAUGCUUAUGAAACGGUAUCUAAAUUUACUAAGGAGAAGACAGAACAAUUGACCAAAACUGAAUAAACAUUUGUGUUCAUUUUAUUAGUCGUAUUGUAUAAAUUUUAGAAAAAUAUUUGUUAUUGUCCAAUCGCCGCAAUAAAAAUGUUAUAUAAUGUAUAA
Messenger RNA from Polistes dominula (European paper wasp), 586 nucleotides. Its product is annotated as MICOS complex subunit MIC13 homolog QIL1. Gene Ontology annotation, biological process: cristae formation. NCBI's taxonomy places the organism in Eukaryota, Metazoa, Arthropoda, Insecta, Hymenoptera, Vespidae. The record is from RefSeq and is a predicted model, not a curated record. Gene Ontology annotation, cellular component: MICOS complex; mitochondrial crista junction.